CGAGCUGGAAUUGAACGUUCACGUUUACCAGGAAGAUUUCAAGAAGCAGUCUGGAUCGUGUGACUUUGAUUCCUUCAACAAACACCAGCUAACAAUCCGACAAAGCGCUCGGAAUAACGACGUCAUGAAUGGAGGAACUGUUUCGGUGGUACGAGGAGCAGACGGUGACAGAAGAGACUCCGUGCCCAUACUUGGUUCAGACAAAUGCCUCAUAUGUCUGAACACUUUAGGGGAGCAACCUGUGGGCAGCCUGGAUAACUGCCGACAUGUCUUCUGUCUUGAAUGUAUUCUGCAGUGGUCCCAGACUGCCAGCUCAUGCCCAGUAGAUCGUAUCGGCUUCAGUUUCAUCCACCAAAGACAGUAUCCUGGAGGGCACAUACAAAAAAAGAUUGAAAUAAAGAAAAAGACACAGAUUUUUGACGAAGACGACAUGAGAGAAGAUGUCAUUUGUGAAAAGUGUGGACGGAGUGAUCUUAGAGACCAACUGCAAGUUUGCAUCCACUGUGAUUCAGGGUAUCAUAUAGCCUGUUUGACUUCUCUGCUAGACACUAACCUUGAAGGGUACUGGGUCUGCCCAGAAUGUGCAGACAGUCUCCCAGACACAGAUGAUGAGCAGGUCAGUGAAGGAGAGCUUGCAGACCUUCAAGCGGAAGUAGAUGAUGCCGUUCCUACCACCAGUCGCCUCCGGCCCACCACUUUAAGUCAGCCCAGCAGGUCCACAGGAACCCGCUGCAGCCAGAGAAUCAAGGACAGAGCUAGAAACAAUCCCACCACGCCAUCUCACUCUGCUGGGGACAGUUUGCAUGUGCCUAAAUACCUGUUGAGGUCUCCAUGCACAGCAGAUGAAUUUGCUGCAGGUUUUCACGGUGAUACCAAAGAUGUCCCAGCCAAGUUAAAGAAAGGAAGCACCAAAGGACAAAACAUGGUCCUUGAAUAGGAGACGACUGUGCUGAUUGGGAAGUCAUCACCCAGCCGUGAGAUUAAGCGGGUCAGGAUUUCCCUCACAUAAACGUCCAGGAGGGGGCAGCAUUGGGUUGUAGAGCUGUCGACCUGGUGUCCACACUGCUGUGGUGGCCCAGAAUAUAUAUAUAUAUAUAUAUAUUAGCGCUAUACCUAUAGCUGUAUCUGAAUCUUUUUGGGGUGAAAUUUUUAAACAGAAGUAUCCCUAAAAAAUUCGACAAGAAAUUGCACCUUUUUUUUUAUAAGAUAAGUAUUUAAUUAAAGGAUGAAACAAUGGAAAUCAGGAGUGUCCUAGUGACUAAGCCAAACAGGUGCAUACCAGGUUAACUGAGGCCUAGUGCAGUGUCCAGACUUCCAGCUCAGUAUUGUUGUAUGUCAGCCUCUAUUUGUUUAAACCAUGCAUGUCCGAUCUACUCCGACUGUCCUGUAAAGGCUGGAAUUACAAUCUUGUAUGUAAUGAAAAUGAUUUCUCAAACAUGUUUUGUUACGAGGCUGCAUACAGCCGAAUUUUUCUUCCAUUAAUAAACAAGAGCUAUACCAACAAA
This is a messenger RNA of Lampris incognitus (smalleye Pacific opah), 1505 nucleotides long. RefSeq names its product PHD and RING finger domain-containing protein 1-like. The transcript has 8 exons. Bases 125 to 937 code for a protein of 270 amino acids. The record is from RefSeq and is a predicted model, not a curated record. NCBI's taxonomy places the organism in Eukaryota, Metazoa, Chordata, Actinopteri, Lampriformes, Lampridae.